Messenger RNA from Nannospalax galili (Upper Galilee mountains blind mole rat), 1848 nucleotides. It is a transcript of the gene Lsp1, whose product is annotated as lymphocyte specific protein 1. The record is from RefSeq and is a predicted model, not a curated record. The transcript has 11 exons. Gene Ontology annotation, molecular function: actin binding. Lineage: Eukaryota; Metazoa; Chordata; Mammalia; Rodentia; Spalacidae. Gene Ontology annotation, biological process: signal transduction. Bases 422 to 1456 code for a protein of 344 amino acids.
CGGCUGCUAGGCGUCCUGAGGAGGGAGAGAGGAGAGAGACCCACAGAGACAGGGUCCAGGGACAGUGGAAGAGCCUGGGGGCUGCCAGCUGGGAGUCAGACUCAGACCCCUGCCCCCAGGGGCUGGAGGGACUGAAGACAGACAGAUGCCAGGUCACAGAGACAGACAGACAGAGGAGACAAAGGAGGGGGCUUCAGAGCCAGAGAGACCAGACAACUAGACGGAGGAGGGGGGCAGGGACAAGAGAGGGACAGGGACACAAAGAGAGGAAUAGAGAGAAGAAAAGGGAGAGGAGACGGGAGAGGAGAGCGGAGAGCAAAGGUUCUGGGCCAUAGCACCAGGAGCCUUUGAAGCCUCAGGCUGUGUCCCCAGGGCCAGGGUCAGGCCAGGUCGCCAGCGAGACGGCAGGCAGGCCCGCAGCAUGAAUGGCCCCGCACUCCCGAGGAGAAAUUCUAGCAAACGGGGCCUGGAGAAGCUGUUGAGGCUCACUACUCAGUGGAGGGAAGAAGACGAAGAGGAGGCUGCCCGUGAACAGCGCCAACGGGAGCGAGAGAAGCUUCGGGACAGGGAUGAGGAUGAGGACAGAGAUGGCUGUCCCCUGGAGCAGCCGGAGCAGCAGGCACUCCUCAGCCUAAAGCCCCCAGAGGCAUCUGAGCAAGAUGAAGAUGAAGGUUUUGGAGACUGGUCUCAGAAGUCAGAGCAGCGGCAGCUAAACUGUGGGACUGAGGGGCCUGUGGAUGGUGGUGAGCCCCCUCAGAGUGCGAGUCCAGAGGAGAAACAGGGAGAAGACAGGUUCCCCCAGAAUGCUUGUGAAAAUCAGACCAGUGACCAUGGGCUGCACCAAACUGAAGUCCACCUGAAGGGGCUGAGCCUGAACCAGGGAGAACCCGGUCCAGAAGACACUGUUGGGGAUCCUAGGAAAGCAGAGGAAGAGCACCUGACAAGCCAGCAGCCCAGGACCCCUAGCCCUUUGGUCUUGGAAGAGACUGUUGAAGUGAGCUCAUCUCCCCUGAGCCCCACCAUCAAACUGGCCGAUAGGACAGAGUCCCUGAACCGCUCCAUAGAGAAGAGCAACAGCGUGAAGAAGUCCCAACCAGCCUUGCCCAUCUCCACAAUCAACGAGCGCCUGCAGCAGUACACCCAGGCCACCGAGACUGCUAGCCGAACCCCCAAGCUGUGCCGCCAGCCCUCUAUAGAGCUGCCCAGCAUGGCCGUGGCCAGUACCAAGAAUCUUUGGGAGACGGGGGAGGUGCAGACUCAGUCCACUGCCAAGAUACCCUCCUGCCAGGAUAUUGUGGCUGGAGACGUGAGCAAGAAAAGCCUGUGGGAGCAGAGAGGAGGGGCAAAGGCAUCAUCCCCCAUCAAGAGCACUCCAUCUGGGAAGAGGUAUAAAUUUGUGGCCACUGGACACGGAAAGUAUGAGAAAGUGCUUGUGGACGAGGGUUCAGUACCCUAGGCUACACGUCUUGCAGGUGUAGGUGAGUGUUCCCAGGGGAGACUCCAGUCAGAUGCCACCCCACCCCGGCCAAGAAGUCGCUUCCCGUUGCCAGCCUUACCUGCUCUCGUGCCUCCGACAACCCGACUGCCACCACCUGCUCCUUUUUCUCCUGGACCCUCUGUCCUCUAUUUCCUCCCCCUCUCUGAUUCCCUCAACUCUCUCUUUCACCAUCAGCCUAAGAGACCACCCUCUAGAUGGGCCAAGAUCUCCCAAAGGAAGCUGGAGGAGAGAAGGCCAGAUCCCACCCAGAUGCAAGGGACUCCUGCCCCUGUGCUGAGUGCUUGUGUCCUCUCCUGCCCCAUUUUCAAACACCUCAUGUUGUGUAAUAAAGCUCCCUGAGUGCCCCCCAU